UUUCUGCUAUUUUUAUAAGUUUUUUUCAAAAUGCCGUUGGUAGAUAUAACUAAUCCAGCGGUUAUAAUAUUUCUGAUCGAAAAUUAUGAAAAGGAAAACCGGUUACGUCUGAACUGGAUUCAUAAACAUUGGGAACAGAUACAGCAAGCGGCAACGCUUACUCGCGAGCCGACAAAUUAUUUUGAAACUGACGUCAUAGCUCAUAAUAUGGUGGGAGGUCUGCCUACCAUAACUAGAGAUCACGUUGUUGCUGGUUUUAAUAGACGAAAGACUGCCAUACGAGACGGAACCUUCAUACCUGGAGUCCAACAUCUCCGCCACGGGCAUUCCAUUGUCGACGUCGGUCUCGGAAACUUAAAAGAAGAUCCAAGACUUGAAAAAGCAGUCGAUGAUUUAACUCCUGAACCUAUUAUGCGGCCAGUUGAUCCAAAUUUAGAAGAAAUGAUAUAUAAAUCCAAACCCGAAUUUGGGCGAGUACAAUACUUAACAAAGCGUGGUAAAAUCCUGCCGGAAAAAAAAUACUAUUUUGCUGAAUGUAGCAAUUGCGAAUACGGUUGGCGGAUCAAGGAUAGUGCGUUACGCGAAAAACCGCUGCACGGCAGGUGCUGGCAUCUAACUAAAUCCUUACGCAGUCGAGUCGGUCCGCAACCCGACCCCUCGCAUUAUAAAUCUUCGGAACUGCCGGGGGCAUCGACUUGCACUGGUAUUUAGACAGAUGGCGCUACUUUACCAAUGCAUGUAUAUUUCAAUAUAUUGACAUAAAAUUUUAGUAAU
Vanessa atalanta (red admiral) is the source of this 774-nucleotide messenger RNA. RefSeq lists its product as uncharacterized. The record is from RefSeq and is a predicted model, not a curated record. The transcript has a single exon. Bases 31 to 711 code for a protein of 226 amino acids. NCBI's taxonomy places the organism in Eukaryota, Metazoa, Arthropoda, Insecta, Lepidoptera, Nymphalidae.